UCAAUCAUUACCGAUCUAUUUAGCUGUACCGGUCUGACAACUGUCACGGUGAAUGCCGACUGCCGAGGUCACGGGGAGACAAGCAUGGCAGCGUUGCUAAGAGAGUGUCGAAAUGUUUUUCGAAAGUGGAAUAAACAUGUCAGCCCUACCGUUGUGUCCAUGCGGUCAAUGGCCUCAAAAACACCUGUUGGGUUUAUCGGUUUGGGAAACAUGGGCAGUCCCAUGGCCAAGAACCUGCUGAAAAAUGGUUACCCCAUAAUUGCAACUGAUGUCUUUCCUGAGUCCUGCAAGGAGCUGCAGGAUCUAGGUGCCCAGGUAGUGGACUCCCCAGCAGAAGUGGCUGAGAAAGCAGACCGCAUAUUCACAAUGCUUCCUUCCAGUCCAAAUGUGAUAGAGGUCUACACAGGCCCCAAUGGCAUCCUCAAGAAGGUAAAGAAGGGCACGCUUUUGAUUGACUCUUCCACCAUUGACCCUGCCGUCUCGAAAGAGAUGGCGUUAGCAGCAGAGAAGAUGGGCGCUGUGUUCAUGGAUGCACCGGUGUCAGGAGGUGUCGGUGCUGCCAGCUUGGCCAAGCUGACCUUCAUGGUGGGUGGAGUGGAGGAGGAGUACCAGGCAGCACAGGAGCUGCUCACCUGCAUGGGAGCCAACGUUGUCUACUGUGGACAAGUUGGCACCGGACAGGCGGCAAAAAUCUGCAACAACAUGCUGCUGGCCAUUGGGAUGAUUGGAACUGCAGAGACUAUGAACCUUGGCAUCAGACUGGGUUUGGACCCUAGGCUUCUGGCCAAAAUCCUCAACAUGUCCUCAGGUCGCUGUUGGUCCAGUGACGCAUACAAUCCUGUCCCUGGUGUCAUGGACGGAGUCCCUUCGGCCAACAACUACCAGGGAGGAUUUGGAACUACACUAAUGGCCAAGGAUCUUGGCUUGGCCCAAAACACAGCCACCAACACUAAGACGCCAAUUCCUCUUGGUUCCCUUGCUCACCAGAUCUACAGAGUCAUGGGUUCACGAGGCUACGCCAACAAGGACUUCUCAUCAGUCUUCCAGUUCCUACGCGAGGAAGAAGGACAGUGAGCGGAAGAAGAGUAUACGCACACACAUCCCACCAGCUCACACCCGUUGCCCCUCGUCCCACAAUACUCAGCCGAGGCUACACACUUGCACUUAGGCAGAGCUCCAGUCCAAUUAGUAUCCAACAUAUACCCUCAUUGUCAUAGUCAAGAGUUUCACUUCAUGACAUCGAGUGCCAGGAAAUGCUAAAACUGGCCUCAAAUCCGUGUGGGGAAAAACAAAAGUACAGACGGACAAAGUUCAGGUUUACAUGUUACCGUAUUUUUCCUCAGGAUGAUGAUAGUGACAAUUGUUGGUUUUGCCAGUUUUGUACUUCAAACUUGUUGUCACUGCUAAGUGAUUGGACCUGAUCCUUGUUGUGAAAUAUUGUGAGAUUUAGAUGUUUAGUUGAGCACUUUAUGCACACUGUACAAUGCUCAGGGGCGUUUGAUGUUACAGAAUCUACUUGAAUUUACCUCUAUGCCACUGAAGUAUUAUUCCAUGUCAAACACUGUUUCAGUUGUUCACCGUUCACUUCAAAACAUGGUCAACCUCUGCUUGUUUCCGGUUGUUCAUUUUCAAUUUGCAUUAAAGUUAUAAGCAGGGAACAGUUAUUUCAUUGCUGCUUUAAGAAAAUCUACAUAA
Messenger RNA from Phyllopteryx taeniolatus (common seadragon), 1695 nucleotides. It is a transcript of the gene hibadha, whose product is annotated as 3-hydroxyisobutyrate dehydrogenase a. Gene Ontology annotation, biological process: L-valine catabolic process. Gene Ontology annotation, molecular function: NADP binding; NAD binding; 3-hydroxyisobutyrate dehydrogenase activity. The record is from RefSeq and is a predicted model, not a curated record. The coding region runs from base 85 to 1074 and encodes 329 amino acids. The transcript is spliced from 8 exons. NCBI's taxonomy places the organism in Eukaryota, Metazoa, Chordata, Actinopteri, Syngnathiformes, Syngnathidae. Gene Ontology annotation, cellular component: mitochondrion.